This is a messenger RNA of Telopea speciosissima, 1264 nucleotides long. Its product is annotated as monooxygenase 1-like. Bases 26 to 1231 code for a protein of 401 amino acids. The transcript has 7 exons. Gene Ontology annotation, molecular function: FAD binding. The record is from RefSeq and is a predicted model, not a curated record. Lineage: Eukaryota; Viridiplantae; Streptophyta; Magnoliopsida; Proteales; Proteaceae.
AUGCAGAUAAAAGAGAGAGAGAGAGAUGAGUCCGUCGGAGGAAAAGCCGAUUAUAAUAGUUGGAGGUGGAAUCUGCGGCCUUGCUACCGCCCUUGCCCUUCAUAGGAAAGGGAUUAGCAGUACGGUUGUAGAGAGAUCAGAAUCCCUAAGAGCUGCAGGAGCUGCAAUCGGUAUCUUUGCAAAUGGGUGGCGUGUGCUUGAUGAACUUGGAGUGGGCCAAGAGCUCAGAUCAAAAGCUAUUCCAUUACAAGCGGUGCGAGAUGAAAGUUCACGAGGUGAAUCGGUGUCAUUCAUGAAGGAAGAAUUUAGGUGCUUGAAGAGGAGUGAUCUCAUCAACGCCCUCGCCAACGGUCUUCCACCUGAUACCGUACGUUUUGGAUGCCAAACACUUGCAAUCAACUUAGAUCUCCAAACUGCUCAGCCUAUUGUUCAUCUUCAUGAUGGGACUCUCAUCAAGGCAGAGGUUGUGAUUGGAUGUGAUGGCAUAAACUCUGUAGUAGCUGAUUGGCUAGGGUUGAAAGCUGCAAAGCAAUUUUCUCUCUGCGCACUGAGAGGGUUCACAAAUUAUCCAAAUGGGCAUGGCUUCAACAAUGAAUUUUUUCGAAUAAGGAAAAACAAUACCACAUUAGGAAGAAUCCCAAUCGAUGACAAGCUGGUUCAUUGGUUUAUAGGCCGUCUAUGGACCCCUCAAGAUUCAAAGAUUUCAAAAGAAGGGAAGCUAAUUAGAGAUUCAACAAUAGAAUCAUUAAUCAAAGAAGAUUUUCCAGCAGACAUGAUAGAAAUGAUAAGAAACAGUGAUCUGGAGUCAUUGACUCUCCAACGCUUGAGGUACAGGGCACCAUGGGAGAUUCUAUUGGGGAACUUCUGGAAAGGAACAGUAACAGUUGCAGGGGAUGCUAUGCAUGUGAUGGGCCCAUUUAUAGGACAAGGUGGUUCAGCAGGCUUAGAGGAUGCGGUUGUGCUAGCGAGGUGUUUGGCCAAAGAGAUGGGUGGUAAUGGUAGCAAGCGAGAACAACAGGUACUGAUACAGGCGAAAAGGGUUGGAGAGGCAUUUGAUCAAUAUGUAAAAGAACGAAAAUUGCGGAUCCUAAGACUAUCUACGCAGAGUUAUCUUACUGGGUUGCUGGUGCAGGCCUCAUUGCCAGUGAUGAAAUUCAUGAUUCUCAUGCUCCUUCUAAUCGUCUUUCCCAACUUAUUUGGUCACACCCGUUAUGACUGUGGUCGACUUUAGGAAAAUUCCGACCAAGUACUAGAACAUUAUUUA